GGGAGUUUAUUUCAGCCUCAUCUUUCACCCCCGGGCUCUCCGCGUCGCUUUUGGUUAAGGAAAGGAAAGGAAAGGAAAGAGAUGCCUACUUCGGCCAGGCGACGCCGAAGGGAGCGAAUUUCAGAAAGUUUGCCCAAGUCAGGGGAGGGUUCGCCGAGCUCAUUGGAGGAUGCUGGCUUCAUUUGAAGCCUAGAAAGAGUUCACAAGCAUAAACAGGAAAGCCUUACAUCACUCUUGUGUCUGUGUGUGUAGGGGAGGAGCCCUGCCUGCUCUCCACUCGCCACUCUUUGUGGUCAUGAAUUGAGCGGAGGGCGCAAAGAAGAGAGGGAGAGAUCUUCGCCUUUCAAGCCAGGCGAAGAAGCGCCUGCCAGAGGAUUGCUUAGAGCGGGGCUCCUACGACUCACCAUGCCCCUUCGGAGCGCUGAGGAGAAACCUAAGGAUGAAAUUGCUUUGGAGAGCUAAAAUGAGCUCAAUCCAAGACUGGGGUGAAGAGAUAGAGGAAGGAGCAGUUUACCAUGUCACCCUCAAAAGAGUACAGAUUCAACAAGCCGCCAACAAAGGAGCAAGAUGGCUAGGGGUUGAAGGGGACCAACUUCCUCCAGGACACACUGUCAGCCAAUAUGAAACCUGUAAGAUCAGGACAAUAAAGGCAGGUACUUUAGAGAAGCUUGUGGAGAACCUAUUGACAGCAUUUGGAGACAAUGACUUUACCUACAUCAGCAUAUUUCUAUCAACAUACCGAGGAUUUGCAUCUACAAAGGAAGUUCUGGAAUUGCUCCUUGAUAGAUAUGGAAAUCUGGAGAUCUCAAACUGUGAAGAAGAUGGGAGCCAGAACAAUACAGAGACCAAAACAGUACUCAGGAAUGCCAUAGCUUCAAUACUGAGAGCCUGGUUAGACCAAUGCUCGGAAGAUUUCCAAGAGCCACCUCGUUUCCUUUGUUUGCAGAAACUGCUGGAUUAUCUGACCAGGAUCAUGCCAGGCUCGGACCCUGAAAGAAGGGCACAACAACUCUUGGAGCAGUUUCAGAAGCAAGAAGUAAACAACAGUAAGGAUAUUCUAAGCACUAGCCAUUGUGAUAUAUUUGCAACUGAAGAAGAAACAGAGAUUAGUGGAUCAGAAGAAUUUUCUUCUUUCCCAGAAGACCUGGUAGCAGAACAGUUAACUUACAUGGAUGCUACACUGUUUAAAAGAGUGGUGCCACACCACUGUUUGGGCUGCAUCUGGUCUCAGAGAGAUAAGAAAGAAAACAAACACUUGGCUCCCACCAUCAGAGCUACUAUUGCACAGUUCAAUGCAGUCACCAAAUGCGUCAUCAGGACCAUUUUGAAUGGCAAGGAGCUGAAAACGCAUCAGCGCGCCAAGAUCAUAGAGAAGUGGAUCAAUAUUGCCCAUGAAUGUAGGAUUCUUAAGAAUUUCUCCUCUUUGAGAGCCAUCGUUUCAGCACUUCAGUCCAACUCCAUCUAUCGGUUAAAGAAAAGCUGGGCAUGUGUUGCAAAAGAUAGAACGUUGAUGUUUGAAGAGCUAUCAGAAAUUUUCUCAGAUCAUGACAACUAUUUGACAAGUCGGGAGCUGCUAAUGAGGGAAGGAACAUCUAAAUUUGCAAAUUUGGACAGUAAUGUAAAAGAGAACCAGAAGAGAACCCAGAGGCGGCUUCAACUGCAAAAAGAUAUGGGUGUAAUGCAAGGCACUGUUCCUUACCUUGGUACUUUCUUAACGGAUUUGACAAUGCUUGAUACGGCUCUCCAGGACUAUGUAGAGGGAGGGCUAAUAAAUUUUGAGAAGAGAAGGCGGGAAUUUGAAGUAAUUGCUCAGAUUAAACUCCUACAGUCUUCCUGUAAUAGCUACUGCAUGACUUCAGACAAAAAAUUCAUCCAGUGGUUCCAGAAACAGCGACAAUUAACGGAGGAAGAAAGCUAUGCCCUUUCCUGUGAGGUUGAAGCAGCCAUCGACACAACCACCACAUCCCCCAAACCGCGGAAGAGCAUGGUGAAACGGCUGAGCCUCUUAUUUCUGGGACCUGAUGUGAUUGCUAAUAGCACGCCUACCAAAGAGCAGCCCAAGUCCGUACCAAGUGGGAGCUCCGGGGAAAGCAUGGAUUCGGUCAGCGUAUCGUCCUGCGAGUCAAACCAUUCCGAAUCGGAGGACAUCUGCAUCACUCCUACGGAUACCCCUGAUGAGGCCCAAAAGAAACUCACAGAGUCCUCCUCCUCUUGUUCCUCCAUCCACUCCAUGGAUACGUCUUCAUCAGGAGUAUCAUCCUUCACCAAUGUCCUUGUGUCUCCUCCUUCACUGGCCAGCAAUCCCAGAAUCCACAAACGCUCCAUCUCUGUCACCUCCAUUACCUCAACAGUCUCCUCUCCUGUUUACAACCAACAGAACGAAGAUACCUGUAUCAUCCGUAUCAGUGUUGAAGACAAUAAUGGCAACAUGUAUAAGAGCAUUAUGCUAACUAGCCAAGACAAGACUCCUGCUGUCAUCCAGCGAGCAAUGUUGAAACACAACCUGGAAUCAGAUCCUGCUGAGGAUUAUGAACUUGUGCAGGUCAUUUCUGAGGACAAAGAACUGGUCAUCCCAGAUAGCGCAAACGUCUUUUAUGCCAUGAACAGCCAGGUGAACUUUGACUUUGUCCUGCGGAAGAAAAACUCCCUAGAUGGGCAAGUGAAACUGAGAAACCGCUCCAGCUUGACUCUUCCCAGGACCAAUAGGAGGGGCUGCUGGAGCAACAGAAACAGCAAAAUUACCCUUUGAGGGUGGAUCAGCCCAACACCGAAGAGGUGGGCUUGAAGGACCAUUGCAGAGACUACCUACGUGGAGAUGACCGUGUCAGUAUUCAGCUUUGGAGAGUACAAAGCUAACACUUGCUAUAAAUAAGCACACAUUGAGUUAGUUACAGAGAACAGACAAAAAGGUCCUGAAUGGAUUUGCACCCCGUAGGCACUUUUUUCUUCUCCCUUUUACACCCAGUCCAUAAAUUUCUAUCGGAUAGACAAAGAAUAUGCAGCUGAUGCUCCAGCCUUACCACAGACUCUUCGCCUCUUUUCAGUUUUGACAGUAUUAAUUUGAAGUGUUGUCGAUGCGCUUUUAUAAAUGGAAGAAGGCAUUUUAAUCACUUGUGUUCUUACCAGAGGCGAAAGAGCAUCAGACUAACCACUGGCUGAUGACAAUGCUGGGAGAUGACUGGUAGAGUCGGGCCGCUUUGGUAGAGACAGCCCAGCUUCUGAAACAAGGGGAAUUAGCCUUGUCUUAAAAUUCUCUCCCUGCCGUUUGUUUUUAAGUCAUCCCAGCUUCCAGGCCUUUUAGGCAUGCUGGAAGAAUCCAUUUCCUGCUCUGGGAAUCACCUAUUCACCGAUGACUAUAUGAAUGCACACCACUUGCUCUUAAUGCCACUAUGUUGUUUUCUUUAUGCUUUGCUAUUUCUUUUUUAAUUGGGUGAGUGUAUGUGUGCAGGUAUGUGUGUGUUUGUGUGUAUAUAUAUAAAUAUAUAAAUAUAUAAAAAGUCAAAAUACA
This is a messenger RNA of Ahaetulla prasina, 3508 nucleotides long. RefSeq names its product ral guanine nucleotide dissociation stimulator like 1 (gene RGL1). Gene Ontology annotation, cellular component: plasma membrane. Gene Ontology annotation, biological process: Ras protein signal transduction; positive regulation of GTPase activity. The transcript is spliced from 19 exons. The coding region runs from base 440 to 2749 and encodes 769 amino acids. The record is from RefSeq and is a predicted model, not a curated record. Gene Ontology annotation, molecular function: guanyl-nucleotide exchange factor activity. NCBI's taxonomy places the organism in Eukaryota, Metazoa, Chordata, Lepidosauria, Squamata, Colubridae.